Eucalyptus grandis is the source of this 2015-nucleotide messenger RNA. RefSeq lists its product as uncharacterized. NCBI's taxonomy places the organism in Eukaryota, Viridiplantae, Streptophyta, Magnoliopsida, Myrtales, Myrtaceae. The record is from RefSeq and is a predicted model, not a curated record.
UCAUUAUUCAUCUCUCCGGACAGACAGAAACACUUCUGAAUUAAAAAAAAAUUUGCAGACGGAAGCGCAAAAAAAAAAAUCUAAGCUUUCACGCCAUAAUCUUUUGGCGAUUGGGCUUCGCUUUAAUCAAUGCUUGCCUUCGGCUUCCAAGCAUCGCUUUGCGUUUUCCCUUCUCCAUCUCCCUCUCUCCACCGUUGAUUUAACCCUCUCAUCCACCAGUCCUCCUCCUGCCGACCCGAUGCGUGCGCGGAAUUCGCUCUGAAAGCCCGCACGUUUCCUCCCUCCCGGAAAGAGACCCGCAUUCGGAUUCUGGGUCCGUCUCCAAUUUCCGCGAUACCCUCGAACCCGCGGGCCGAUUUCGGCGAUCGGGUUCCUUAAAGUUUCGAUUUUUAUUUCUGGGUUUUCUUUCUUGGGUACUCGAUGACUUACUAUGAGGAAGCCGAGGUGGUUCCGGAGCUGAGGGUGAGGGUCGGAGAGGGGGGCGAGGGGAACAAGGGGAUUACCACGACCUUGCGGUGCGAGAUCGUCCGGGGAACGGCGAAGCCGGGGGAGACUCCUUCUCCGAGGAGAAGUUGUGGGCGGCUGGUGUGGUAUUUGGUGAAACUGUUCUUGCUGUUUUCUUGCCUGGGGUUGUUGGCUGGGGUUUGCAUCAAAUGGGUCUGGCCGUUUCUCAUGGACAAGGAAGUUAUCCCCAUAAUAAACUGGGAGACCACAACAUUUAGCACUCCGGUUCUUGCAGUUCUAGUCUUUGCUUCUGUGGCUAUAUUCCCCACCCUGCUCUUACCAUCAACCCCUUCCUGGUGGGUUGCUGGAAUGACUUUUGGCUAUGGCUAUGGCUUCCUGCUGAUUAUGUCAGGAGUAAUUGUGGGUGUAUCACUUCCUUAUUUCGUUGGCUCUCUCUUCCACCAUAAAAUUCAAAACUGGCUGGAAAAACAUCCAAAGAGAGCUUCCCUGAUAAGGUCAGCUGGCAGAGGAAAUUGUUUUGACCAGUUUCGAGCUGUUAUUUUGAUCAGGAUAUCUCCAUUCCCUUAUAUUUUAUAUAACUACUGUGCUGUGGCAACAAACGUGAGAUACCUACCCUACAUUCUUGGGUCGCUGAUCGGUGUCGUGCCAGAAAUUUUUAUUGCAAUUUACACGGGAAUUCUGAUAAAAACUCUUGCUGACGCAUCUCACGAUCAGCACUCACUAUCUGCUCCCCAGAUAGUCUUUAAUGUGCUUGGCUUCUUGGGGACAGUUGCUACCACGAUUAUUUUCACUGUGUAUGCGAAAAGGCAACUCAAAACAAUUCAGAUGGAAGAGGAGCCAUUACUAGAAUGAGAUGGCUCCUGCACUGGGUUGAAAUGUAAAGAUUUGCACUCAGAGUACGCAUAAGGUGGCACCUCUGAUGGCAAUGCGCACUGCAGGAUGAGGUUCAUUUAUUUUGGAACUUCAAUCUGUGGUGAAGUCGAUUCUUAGUGUAAAUGGCGUUCGAGUAUUGGUGAUGGUUGGGAGUCAAGACUGGUAUCUAACAUGAUUCUACUUUCUGGAUCGAGCAUAGGGGGAACUUUUCAUGUCGCAAGAUUUGAAUCAUUUCGAUACUCUGAAACAACACAACACGGGGAUACGGCAAGAACCUGAUCUUCCCUAUUGCCAUAUGAUGCCUCAUCCUUUAGGUAAGCGAGUUUCUUUACUAUAAGCUGUAUAGGGGUUGAAUCUGUUUUAGAAGUUACAAGCCAAUUCAUGCAGAUUCUUGUCUGUAUAUACGAAUAUCAAUCAGAUUGACUUGGAAAUUCUUGUGGUUACCGUGUGCUUUCUAUUAACGGGCAAAUUCGUACGGAUAGUUGCCUUUUGUCCGUGAGCCGUAUCUCUAUUCUUAUCAUUAUUAGAGCGUGAUUAGGGGAAAUAGGAAGCCGGCCAUGUGGUGGGUCAUAGUUUCAGAUGUUCUGUUUUGGGUGUUUGUGCAUUUGAAUUUUCACUAGAAACCCGACGAUUAUCAGGUGCUUUUUGUAUAAAUAUAAAGAAACUCGAAUAUAUUA